AUGCGAUGUGGACAAGACAUAAUUGUCUUGAUUAACGUUGGAGGCGUGGGCAAUGCAUGUGUGCGAGUUGUGGUUUUUGGGGUUGGAAGCGUGGGCAAUGCAUGUGUGCGAGUUGUGGUUUUUGGGGUUGGAGGCGUGGGCAAUGCAUGUGUGCGAGUUGUGGUUUCUGGGGUUGGAGGCGUGGGCAAUGCAUGUGUGCGAGUUGUGGUUUUUGGGGUUGGAGGCGUGGGCAAUGCAUGUGUGCGAGUUGUGGUUUUUGGGGUUGGAGGCGUGGGCAAUGCAUGUGUGCGAGUUGUGGUUUUUGGGGUUGGAGGCGUGGGCAAUGCAUGUGUGCGAGUUGUGGUUUUUGGGGUUGGAGGCGUGGGCAAUGCAUGUGUGCGAGUUGUGGUUUUUGGGGUUGGAGGCGUGGGCAAUGCAUGUGUGCGAGUUGUGGUUUUUGGGGUUGGAGGCGUGGGCAAUGCAUGUGUGCGAGUUGUGGUUUUUGGGGUUGGAGGCGUGGGCAAUGCAUGUGUGCGAGUUGUGGUUUUUGGGGUUGGAGGCGUGGGCAAUGCAUGUGUGCGAGUUGUGGUUUUUGGGGUUGGAGGCGUGGGCAAUGCAUGUGUGCGAGUUGUGGUUUUUGGGGUUGGAGGCGUGGGCAAUGCAUGUGUGCGAGUUGUGGUUUUUGGGGUUGGAGGCGUGGGCAAUGCAUGUGUGCGAGUUGUGGUUUUUGGGGUUGGAGGCGUGGGCAAUGCAUGUGUGCGAGUUGUGGUUUUUGGGGUUGGAGGCGUGGGCAAUGCAUGUGUGCGAGUUGUGGUUUUUGGGGUUGGAGGCGUGGGCAAUGCAUGUGUGCGAGUUGUGGUUUUUGGGGUUGGAGGCGUGGGCAAUGCAUGUGUGCGAGUUGUGGUUUCUGGGGUUGGAGGCGUGGGCAAUGCGCAAGCGUGCGCGUGUGUAUACAUUGAGGAACUGGAAAAUGCUGAAGGAAAAUGGGGCCUCAUCUGUGUGUUGUACAAGGAUUUGUUCAUUCUAAUCAUUCUUAACUGCUUUAAUUUCACGUUGACGACCAUUAUUUCAAUAGAAAGUAGGAAUAUAAGAGGCAAUGAGCUUGAAACUUUGCUUUGA
This is a messenger RNA of Argiope bruennichi, 1098 nucleotides long. RefSeq lists its product as uncharacterized. The coding region runs from base 1 to 1098 and encodes 365 amino acids. The transcript has a single exon. Lineage: Eukaryota; Metazoa; Arthropoda; Arachnida; Araneae; Araneidae. The record is from RefSeq and is a predicted model, not a curated record.